AUGUCUUCGCGCGAUCAAACUGAUGGUGGGAAACCACCAAUCAACUCAAUUUCCCUCUCGUUAGCCGGUCCAAAGGGUCCUUCAAAAAAGACCGGUUUCAGCAUUCAAUCCUCAAAUCGCGGCCGUCCCACAAAUGCUCCAGCGCCAAAGGGCGGGGCUCUCCCUCGACGCCCUCACCAACUUGGCCAUGGCGAUGACUCUGACGAAGAGGAGGCACCCCCCGUUCACGAGGAAGUCUCAGGUUUCGACACUCAUACUGGUGGCGCUAUCACCGCAGACGGACGGGCAGUCGAAGAUGCAAACAAGCCACUGGUCAUUCCUGUCACAAGCAAGAAUAACUGGCGGGACCGAGCGGGUGUCAAUGUCAAGAAAAGCAAGAAGAAUCUUCUGCCCGCCGAAGUGCAGGCCAUGCAGGCCAUGCAGGCAGCGCAAAAGAAUGGACAAAUGCCCGGGGAGGCCGCAGUGGAGGUAGAUGCGCCGAGCAUGGCACACGGGCUGAGCUUUGCACAGCAACCCACAGAUAAAGCAGAGGAUGGUGGAGCAGAGGACGACGAUCAAGCGAUGCCCGAUGCACAGCCCGUCGAGACUAAGCCUCUCACCGAAGACGAGAUUGCUAUGCAGGCGCUGAUUCGGGAAAGUAAGGGUGAAGUGGAACGGAGGUCAGACCUUGUCAUUGAGGCUGCUACUAAGGGUGAUGACGAUGCGCCCGUUCAUUACAGUGAACUCGGCUCUUUCCGAAAUGAUGUGGCAUCCCGACCCGAGUCUGCUAGUUUGGACGACUACAACGCCAUCCCCGUUGAGGAAUUCGGCGCUGCGCUACUACGAGGAAUGGGCUGGAAAGAUGGCCAAUCCAUCGGCCGAGGCGACUACAGCAGUGCGACAGCUGCAGAAAGGGCAACCAAACCUCGUAUUCCAGAACGACGGCCUGGGUUCCUCGGUAUUGGCGCCAAGGAUUCAUCUGGUGGCAAAGGCGCCGAAGUGGAGCUCGGAGCUUGGGGAAAAUCAGCUAUGCGCAAGGCGUCGAGGAAACAGGGAGAAGAGAACGACAAGGCCGAGGGUGUGUACAUGCCUAUUACGAUGCGGAACAAGAAAACCGGCGAGUAUCUCACCGAGGAGGAACUCGGCGCAUUAAAAAAGGAGGCCAAAUCCAAUCCUCCCAAGGAAGACGACUGGCGCGAGCGACGGGAUCGCAACCUUGAAAAGAGUGGACGGGACAAGGAUCGAGACCGGGAAUACCGCAAACGUGACUACGAUGAUGAGGAAGAUCGCUCUCGCCGGAAGACUGGGUCCUCGCGGCGUGACCGCAGUCGAUCUAGUGGCCGUCAUUCUUCUAGCCGCUCUUCUCGAUACGAUGAUAGCGAUAGAAGUAGACGGGACGACCGUUCUUACCGUGAUCGAAACUACGACAGAGAUCAUCGUCGGGACCGUGAUGAUGAUAAGGAUCGGCGAAGAGAUGGAGAUCGGGACAGAGGCAGUCAUCGAUCCCGAGAUGAGAGAUAUAGCAGCUCACGGCACUCGUCUCACUCAUCUCGAAAUGAUCGAGACCGCGACCACGAUCGCGACUCUCGCCGAAGUCGACGGGAUGAUUAA
Molecule: messenger RNA, 1590 nt
Organism: Penicillium paradoxum
Lineage: Eukaryota; Fungi; Ascomycota; Eurotiomycetes; Eurotiales; Aspergillaceae
Gene: spp2
Product: spliceosome ATPase-activating subunit SPP2
Exons: 1
Coding region: 1-1590 (529 amino acids)
Biological process (GO): mRNA splicing, via spliceosome
Cellular component (GO): spliceosomal complex
Molecular function (GO): nucleic acid binding
Source: RefSeq, a predicted model, not a curated record